AUGAACAGAAGAUUCUACAUACUGACGCUGAUUUCGCUCUUAUGCUGUUUGUUGAUCUUCACAUUAUAUCCGUCAUUGAGGCAAUCAUCCGGAGCCUUUGCAUCGACAUCACACACCUCCAGAGAUGAAAGGAACUCGGUCUUCAAGAUAUUCAAUAGAAAGGGUGCAUUGGCCACAAUGUUAUGUGACCCUAAUAUGAUGGAAGCAACCUUGGUCUCAAUCUACUCGCUCAAUACUGCCUUUGCAAAGAAGCCUUCUAGUAAAACCGAUGUUAUUGUGCUUAUUCCUGAAUCCAUUCGAUUUGAGCAGCAAGACAUCCACCGUCUGGAAAAGCUUGGCGCACAUGUCAUUCGAACUGCAUUUCCUCAAUCAAUCUCACAUCAAGACGAUGAUGCUUGUAAUACAAUUAUCAAUUUGUGGGCUUUGUUUGAUUAUCAAAAGAUUGUUUACUUUACACCUGAUGUUGUAUUUGAUAAUAAUGUCGAUCAGUUAUUCAACUACUUGCCCGGUUCAGCCUUAUCUCUGAAUGAUGACCAAGAUACCCCACUCUUUGUACUAGAGCCAAACCCACAUUUAUUCGAGAGUCUUGUUAGACACUACCGAAAGGCAUCUGCAGGCAACUAUUCUCUCCCUGAAUUACUGCAAGACUCAUAUUUCGAAUACAAGUCGAGAAUCCCACCCAAAGAGAUUGCAAAUAGCCUUCAUGUGUAUUCUGCUCCCAUGAAGCCCUGGAAUUUUCAUGCCUACAGUGAUAUCGAUUGGAAGAAGCAUUAUGAUCCUGUAGGCUUCUAUAAAUGGCGCCGUAUCAGUAAUGACGUUAGACAUCUGCUUGAUCCUUCUGCUACAAAAGAUUGGGUAAAUGAGGCAAGACAGCGUAUGGUCUGCGAUUCCUAUUUAGAAUCAGUUACAAAUGUCAAUCACUUCCCUGUCCACGAUAAGUUCUCUGUCAUGAUCAGCACUUACAACCCUGAGCGUAUCGAGCAUCUCUCACUGAUUAUCCGACAUCUACUCAAGUCUGAUCAAGUGCACACCGUGUUUAUAACAUGGCACAAUCCAGCUUUGCAAGUACCUGCUUCAUUGUAUCAGGAUAUCAGCGAAAACGACUACGAACGAGUCAAGGUGCUGGGUCAAACUUUUGAUUCCUUAAACAAUCGUUUCAACCCUGUUGAUGAAUUAAAGACCGACGCUGUGUAUAUCAUGGAUGAUGAUAUUUAUGUCGACUUGGAAGAUUUAGAGUUCACGUUCUCUGUAUGGCGUUCUCGUAAAGAUAGCGUUGUAGGUCAUUUUCCUCGGUUGCAUACUUAUGAUUCCAUCACAAAAGACGCCACCUACAAGUUGAUUGGAAAAGCUCCUUAUAGCAUCAUUUUAACAAAGAGUAUGUUUAUCAGAUCAGACUAUUUGUUCAGUUAUACUUGUUUGCUCGAACCCAAGUUGCAUCAACUCGUUGAUAGUCAACUGAAUUGUGAAGACCUUGGUUUUUCAAUGAUGGUCUCUGGCAUGAGCCAUGCUGCAUCCACAUUCGUUCGUCCAAAGCAACACAUGGAGGAUUUCGGCCUCAAACAGGGCAUUAGCACUAACACAGCCCAUAUGCCUGCCCGUGCUGAUUGCAUCUCUGAUUUCAUUACAUUGUUCUGGGACUCAAAGGACCCUCUGGUCAACUCUUAUGAUAUUGCAGCACCAUUUGCUAAACCUCAAAUUCGUGUGGGUAAUUGGGAUAGAAUUGAAAAGACCAUCCUGGGCUGA
Molecule: messenger RNA, 1743 nt
Organism: Mucor velutinosus
Lineage: Eukaryota; Fungi; Mucoromycota; Mucoromycetes; Mucorales; Mucoraceae
Exons: 8
Coding region: 1-1743 (580 amino acids)
Cellular component (GO): membrane
Molecular function (GO): glycosyltransferase activity
Source: RefSeq, a predicted model, not a curated record